Molecule: messenger RNA, 3637 nt
Organism: Argiope bruennichi
Lineage: Eukaryota; Metazoa; Arthropoda; Arachnida; Araneae; Araneidae
Product: lysosome membrane protein 2-like
Exons: 14
Coding region: 183-1784 (533 amino acids)
Cellular component (GO): membrane; cytoplasm
Molecular function (GO): scavenger receptor activity
Source: RefSeq, a predicted model, not a curated record
UUUAGAUCAUUCUCAUUUCAAAAAGUACCCUAUAUGAUUACAGUGUGGCCAGAGCCACGGAAUUUGUUUACAUUGAUUUCAAAAUAGCAAGGACUAAAAAGCGCAUUUUGAAAGAUUUUUGUAAUUUAUUUAUUUAAAAAGCAAUUAUUUUUAUAAUAUUAUAAAAUAUUAUUAAUUAAAAAAUGAAUCUCACAGCCAAUAAAGGCAGACUUAUUAUAAUUGCUUUAGCUGUAUGCGGAAUUGUAUCGCUAGUUGUUGGUGGAGUUGGGUUUGCAUUUUUCGACGACAUUGUUCGAUUCUUUAUGAAAAAGGAAUUAACUUUAACACCAGGAAAUGAGUUCUUUGACAUUUGGAAAGAGCUUCCCAUACCUGUUUAUCAGAAAAUUUACAUUUUCAAUAUCACAAAUCCACAUGAGUAUUCUAUGGAAGGCGCUAAACCAAUCUUGAAAGAGCUUGGCCCUUAUGUUUUCCGUGGCCGAUGGAUGAAAGAAGAUAUGGAGUGGGAUGAGAGCGAUGGUACGGUAACAUACAAAGAUAUCAAAGAAUAUACUUUCGUACCUGAAAUGUCUUCAGGAGAUCAAGAGGAGAUGAUAUAUACUCUAAAUGGACCACUGUUGGCUGUCAUCAAUUACGUCGAAGAUUAUGCACCGUUCUACUUCCGUUCUUUCGUCGCUGAAAUAAUGAAUGGCAUAUUCGAAAGCUAUAAUGAAACUCUGCUAAUUCAUCGAACGGUCCGAGAACUGGUUUAUGAAGGCUAUUACGAGCCGAUGGUUGCUGACCUUAUAAAAGUCGUCGAGGGUACCCUUGAUAUUCCUCUGAAGCUUGUCAAUAACACAUUCGGCAUUUUACACGAGAGGAAACACCUUGGUGAUGGUGUAUUCAAAAUCAAAUCCGGAGCUAAUGGGAUCGAGGAUUAUGCUGCUAUUCAGGCAUGGAAUAAUAAAAGUGUCGUCGAUUGGUGGGAUGGCGAAGAAUGCAAUAAAAUUCAAGGAACGGACGGUGUACAGUAUGCUCCAGGAGUUACACAAGAAAGUCUUCUUCGUUUAUUUAACCCGAAUUUAUGCAGAUCCAUACCUCUGGAAUACGAAAGGGACGUCACCGUCCAUGGUAUCAAGACUCUUAGAUUUGGAAUGCCGUCCAAUACGUUCGCUACAAGUGACUUAAAUCCUGCUAAUGAAUGUUAUUGCCAAGGAAGUCACUGCCGAUCGGGUAUUUUGCCAAUGAACUGCAAAAAAGGUGCUCCAUACGUCAUAUCAAUGCCUCAUUUCUUAGAGGGAGAUGAGUCACUUCAGACUGCUGUAGAAGGUAUCAAUCCGUCACCAGAGAAGCAUAAGACAUUCGUUGAUGUUGAACCAAUUACAGGGUUUGUCCUCAAUGCUGCUUUCCGUGUUCAGUUGAAUGGAGUAGCAAGAAGGCUUCCCGAAUUUGACCCAGUUAUUCAUGUCAGCGACAGCAUUGUUCCUGUGUUAUGGAUGAGCGAGGAAGCACAGCUAGACAUUCCUUUUGCCAAAUAUUUUAAGUCUCGAGUGCAGAAUCCAAUCUUGGUGUUCAAAGUUCUGUGUCUGAUAGCUAUUGCCGUGGGUGGCAUUUGGGCCAUUUCAUCAUUGGUUGUCUUCAUGUGCAACAGAGCAAAGGUCAAGCCCGAAACUCUGAAGGGAUCUUUAACGUUGAAAACACUAAACUCUGUAUAUACAAGUGUUGCCUUAUGGCCACCCCCUGAAGAUGAGCUUAAGAAUAGCCAGACUCCUGAAAAUGGAACAAAUGCUGAAAAGACUCAUUUGUAAGGUAGCCAAAUAUCCUAUAUCCUUCUUUUCCGCAUUUCACCAAAGAUCAUCUAAUGGAAAAAAGAGGCUUCUGUAAGAAUCAAAGUUGCACAUGUUAAACCUUCACCCAUCCAUCAUUUUAUAUGUAAAAAUUUGAAGAACCAUUUUCAUUUAAAUCCCGCUUUCAAAUCCUAUGGAUUCGUGUUAUUCCGUCCUGCUAUACCCAAAUCAUUAGAGAAACUUUGCAUUUCUAUCUGAAUGUUUUCGAACAAACUGGUAAAUUAUCCACUUUCCAACCAUUCAGAUCUACAAAAAGAUUGCAUUUUCAUAUAUGACUUUUUCAGCACAAUACAUUUGUGCAUCCUGUUAUUUUAGUGCCUAGUCUAUUGACACUAAAUACGAUUUCGGAAUAUUUAUAAAAGUAAUGUAUUUUGUAUGAAUGUUUUUUGUUUGUAUUUUUUAUUUCAAGAAUUGCGGAAAUCUCACGGAAAGAAUUUUGAAACACUACGCCAUAUUUUGACGUAGUCAUCAUAAAUGUUUUGAAACGCUACGCCAUAUUUUGACGGAGUUAUCAUAAAUGUUUUGAAACGCUACGCCAUAUUUUGACGUAGUCAUCAUAAAUGUUUUGAAACGCUACGCCAUAUUUUGACGUAAUCAUAAUAAAUGUAUUGAAACGCUACACCACAUUUUGGCGUAGUCAUCCUAAAUGUUUAAUUCAUUUUUUUUAAAUUUUGUAGACAAUUUGAAAAUUAUAUAGUUUGGUGUAAAUACACGGGGAGAUGUGUAAUAUUGAUUUGAUAUCAACGUUUUUACAUCAACAUUUUUAUAUGUGACGUUUAUUCCUUUUGCCUAUGGAACAAAACUAGUUUUGUGAAGCUUUUUAAUUACAUUCAUGGACUUUGAAUAAUUUUAAACGAAUUAUGCUGCAGUUGGUAAAACAGAAACUGGAUGUUUUUUGAAACUAUGUAAAUAUUCAUCACCAUGUUGAGGUUUCCUGCUUAUAUUUUAGUGUCAUUUGAAAUCAAAAGAAUCUUAUAAGUGAUAUUUGUCUUUAAUGUUCCAGUCAUAAAGCUAUUAUUCUCAUCACAAUCAAGCUUUACACAUAAUCAUAUAGGAAUAACUUCCUAGUACAGAGUUAUAGUGGCACUGUUAUGUGCUCGUUUCAUAGUUCACUACUUGUUCUGUGAUUUUACUUUUUUGUGGAAAAUAUCUUUUAAUAACUUACUAACGCGCGAAAAGAUAAGUGUUGUGUCUGCAAUUCAGUGUUUUUGUAAUGUUUUUUGUACCUUGUGUUUGUAUGCAUCGUAUUUUGUAUUUUGUUAUUUAUAAGUUAAAAUUUCAGUCUACCAAUGAUAAGAACAAGAACCAAGGAACUUAUGAAACUUUCAUUUCUAUAUAUUUAUCUUGUGAAUAGUUUUUAACACUUCAUAAUAUUCCCUUUUUACACUUAAGUUGCUGAGUGUACAUCUUUUUUCAUGAAUGAAGAUAAUGUUUACCUGUAUGUUAUCCAAUUUGUAAUUAUUCUAUAUUAAUAGAUCCACACCUUAGUCUAUAUCAAUCCAUUUUCAAAUGUAUCUAGACAUAUAAAAGAGCUUAAAUGAAAAAUAUAAAACAGUUUUAACUUAAUUACUAAAUGUAUAUAUGGCCUUUUUGUACUUGUAUUUUUAAAGUUGCUUAAAUCGACCUUCCAAUGUCAUAAUGAGUAUCUAUUUUAUUUAUGUUGACUUUGUCGUUGGUGGAAUUAAAAUGUCUUUAUAUUUAUCAAUUUUAAAUUGAAAUCAAAAUAUUGCUUUCUUUAUUGUGCCUUACAUUAUUCACAUUUGAAUACGACAGUUUAUUUUUGAUGUAUUUAUUUUUCAGUAAAUUUUUGUAUA